GUAAUGUUUGGCGACAGCUAUAAUUUUUUGGUUUGGGUGAUUUUAAGGACUAAAUUUUCGCUAAAUAUUGACAAUACGAACUGAAUAAGAGGACCUUAUAGUUUCAUAGCGUCAAGCUUAGCCGAUUUUUGCAAAUCAUUCCGCAACGCUUCUCGUCGGGAAUAGUCUAUAUUAUUUUAAACGUCUGCGUUGCAUCGAAGCCCUCUCACUGUCAGCGACACCAUUUACAAAUCAUACAAGCAGCUUGAGGAACGUUUAGCAAUGACAAUGUUCAUUGAUGAAAACACAGAGUGUGGAAUAAAGAAAAAAUUGUUAUACGCUGGGGAUGGGGAACUACCUGACUUUCCAGAUGGCACAAAGGUGAAAUUUCAUUACAAAACAGUCAAACUAGAUGAUGCUAGGACAGUCUUGGAUGACAGUAAGAAGUAUGGUAAACCUAUGGAAUUGAUUAUAGGGAAACAAUUCAAACUAGAAGUAUGGGAGAAAUGUAUAAAAACAAUGCGACUUAAUGAAGUUGCACAGUAUACUGUUGAUAAAUCUUUAAUUGGAGUUUACCCAGUCGUUGCAAAGAGUCUCCGUGAGUUUGCCUCAGGUGGUAAAAUAGAACAUGAAAAGAAACAUUGUUGCGGUUUAGCCCAGUUUCAAAAUUCGGGACUUGGUCACAGUGACUUGGACGAACUGUUACAAAAUCCACAGCCGCUCGACUUUAUUUUCGAAGUGACAGAGAUUGAUUAUCCAGGAGAAUAUAAAAAGGAAUCUUGGGCAAUGAAUGAACAAGAAAAGAUGGACUCUGUACCAAGUUUACAGGCUGAAGGAAAUCAACUGUACAAGCAAAAAAAAUACUGUAAAGCUGCUGAGAAAUAUGCAGAGGCACUUGGCUGUCUUGAACAGUUAGCAUUGAAAGAAAAACCUGGGGAUACUGAAUGGAGGCGGUUAGAUGCUAUGAAAAUACCUUUACUUUUAAAUUAUGCACAGUGUAAACUGUUACUGAAGGAUUACUAUCAGGUGAUAGAACAUACAAACACAGUACUAGACAAGGAUUCAGAUAAUGUGAAAGCUCUUUUCAGGAGAGCUAAAGCCCAUUUUGCUUGUUGGAAUUUUGAAGAUGCUAAAAAAGAUUUCACUAGAGCAGCUGAACUAGACAAAACAUUAUCUGGAGUAGUCAAGAAAGAAUUAAAAAUAUUGGAGGAGACUAAGAAAGAAAAGGAUCUUGAGGAGAAGACGAGACUCCAAGGAUUAUUUGAGAAGAUGUGAAAUCUAUGUUCUUGUUAAGACUACAUCAGUUAUAAAAUAUUUUUUUAUCAGAAUACGAGUGCAUGCCAAUAUUGUCUCAGGAAAUCUGCUGCAAUGCAUUGCAGCUUGUGAUUUCCCCGAAACUAAAUACUGUAUUUACUAUACUUCUACUGUAAAAUGUGUUUUUAAAAACUGCAGCUUUUAUUAAAAUGGUACAAUGCAAGCACAUAUGAUUACAUAAAUAACAUGGUCCAUGGUUAAAAUAAUUAAAGCAGGGGAGUCGACACCUGUGCGUGCGUCAGGUGGCCAUAGCGUGUCAUUGUGUUUAAACAAGCGUCUACCCACGAGCCUUUGCGUUUUUAGUGUGUGUUGUUAUCGUCGCUUGGGACUCAAUUCCUGCAUGUGCGCUGGUGACGACCCUCCCGCUUUAAUAUUGGAAUGAUUCAUUAUACAAUGAAUGUAAUUUGUGGUUUACAUGAACUUCUAUUAAAAAUGCGCUUCUAAUGGGAUUAGUACAGUAUAUAAACUUUAGUAUUGCUUAAUUUUAUUGUAUGUGUAUGUUUUUAUAUUUUGUAUUAUUAUAAUAGUACUUAUUGUUCAGCGUUCUGCAUGUGAUAUACUUAACUUUACACUUGUUACAAAAGGUGUUGAAAUUUCUGACAUUAACCCACCAAGUUUAUAUACCUGUAUUUGGUCUAUGUAUGUUGAAAAUAUUAUAUUUACUGGUGCAUAUACAGCAAUAUUUAAAUAAUCAAGUCACUGAUUUCUGUGCCUCGAUAUACAGUUGUAUAUGAUAUCUAAUCUGAUCCCAGCUUGCAAGUCAUUGAUCUGAACUUGUAAUGUUUUCACCAUUACAUUGUAGAUAAUAAACUAUAACAAUUUUAAAUGAAA
Saccoglossus kowalevskii is the source of this 2124-nucleotide messenger RNA. RefSeq names its product AH receptor-interacting protein-like. The record is from RefSeq and is a predicted model, not a curated record. Lineage: Eukaryota; Metazoa; Hemichordata; Enteropneusta; Harrimaniidae. Gene Ontology annotation, molecular function: protein binding; peptidyl-prolyl cis-trans isomerase activity.